GAGGGGGCACCGAGCAUUUCCUUUUUUCCAUUUGCAUCACACAGAGGAUCGUCGCUCUGCUGUUUGCACGUUAGUUUGCAUUAAACCGAGCCGACCUGCCAGAGGAUGCUGCAGGAUCGGAUCAGCGCAGAGGACCGCCGCGGAAACAACCAGAAAAAGUUCAGUUCGGAGUUUGGAGCCAAAGUUUGACGGACUUUUCCUGGCCGGACAUUGGAAAACAGGCUCAUCAUGGAAGGAUUUUCUCAGGAAAAUAGCAGCUUUUUCUUCUGCUUGAGGUAAUGUGAGAAAGUGAAGAGACUUUGUAGAGGCUCUAAGGUUUUCCAGAUGUCUCCUCUGAUGCAGAUAACCGCUGCUGUCUGAUUCACACCCAGAGAAAAAGAAAAAAAGCUGCACACUUUUUCCGGAUUACAGGCAACGUCGCUCUGCUGGGAUUUUUUCAGAAAUCGCUCCUUUCUGUCUGCAUGCUGGAUGUGAGGACGCGUUUUUGGGACAUGGGCGGGGACCGAGGAGACAGAAUAAAGAAGCUGUUUUAAUUAAUAAAGACUUUAUGAUUAAAAUGUUAUUCCGGUAAAGCCCUCGGAAACUCACAAGGGAAGAUCCAAUGAGUGGCACACAGUCAACACUCACUGACAGGACCCCCAGCAUUCUCAACAAGGACCCGCCAGACAAGAAACCGAAGAAUGAGAAAACCUCCGUCUCCCUCAAACAUGAGUUUGACCCAACAGGUCUGGUGCAGCGCUGUGUGAUAAUCCAGAGGGAUGAAAAUGGUUUUGGGCUGACAGUAAGUGGAGACAACCCUGUGUUUGUGCAGCUGGUCAAAGAAGAUGGAGCUGCAAUGCGAGCCGGAGUCCAGACAGGAGACAGAAUCAUUAAGGUUAAUGGGACCUUAGUGACACAUUCAAACCACAUAGAGGUGGUGAAGCUGAUAAAAUCCGGCUCCUAUGUGGCCCUCACAGUGCUGGGGAGGCCUCCGGGGCUUCCUCAGAUCUCACUUGAGGAGGAGAAGGAUGGGAACGAGGAGGGCGGAGAGGUCAGCACCUCCCUUUCAGCGCCCAACUCACCUGCACUGUCAGGUGGAGAGCAGAGCAGCUGUUUGAGUGGCAGCCCUCAGCAUCCACUCAGCACUGCUCUGUGUGAUGGGGAUGGAGCCUUGGGGUACAGGAAUGGUGAGACCGAGGAGGGGGAUGGUGGGAAUCCUCAGAGGGAACAAGCUUCACCGUCACGGUGCGACAAUGGACCCUCGAUCAGUAACAAUUCCAUGCACAGCAGCCCGUUUUCAGAAAGUAUUGGUAAAAGAGAGACGCCCUGUCAGAGUCCAGAUGUCAGCCGCAGAGAUGGACUCAACUUCUGCUCGUCACCCGAAACCGACGACACACCUGAAGCUGACUGCAGUACCCAGUGCAUCGUGGGUAACCCUCCCUAUCUCCUGAACCCUCAGAUCAUUGGAGCAGAAGACGACUACUUCGACUCCCAGCAAGAACAGAUUAAUGGACUGUGCAGCUGUUUCCAGAGUAUUGACUUGCUGAAGUCACGGCCGGCUCACCUCGCAGUCUUUCUACAUCAUGUGGUCUCACAGUUUGAUCCUGCUCCUCUGAUGUGUUUUCUCUAUGCUGACAUGCACAAGCAAACCAGCUCCAAAGAAAGUCGACGCUUCUUCAUAGAGUUUCACUCGCUCUUCAUGGAUCGAAAUGCUAAUCUUAAAGUACCAGUACCAGAGACAGUUGCAGCUGAACUAGAGAAGCGGAGGUUGGAGUUAAUCCCAGAGGAGUUGUGUAAACAGUACACUCAGGCACUACAGGACACACUGUUACCAGACCUGCACAAGAACCUGGAAGACUUCAGACAGAAGCGCAGCAUGGGUCUGACGCUGGCUGAAGACGAGCUGUCCAAGCUGGACUCGGAUCGGGGAAAGGACCAGCAGGCCUUGGAGAAGGAAUGUUCCUGUGCUGAACACAUCCUCACCAAGAUAGAGGACAUCCUGAUGACGUCGCAGCCCUCAGAAGAGGAGAAGUGCCAGACAAUGCAGUAUGUGAUUCUGACCUACAUGAAGCAUCUCGGAGUGAAAGUGAAGGAACCUCGUGGCCUCGAACACAAACGUGCACGCAUCAAUUUCCUGCCCAAGAUUAAGAAAAGUGUCAAGCCUGAGAAGGAGGGUGAGGAGAAGGUGAAAAAGCCUCGAUUUCCCAACAUCCUCGGCCCACCUCGACGUCUGAGCAGAGUCGACUCCACUUCAGUUGGUAAAGCCGUGGAGCUCAACAAGCAGCGCUCACCAAAGGUCACUCAGCCGGCCUUCAGCAUCCCUGAAGUGUUGGACUCUUCCGCCUCAAGUUCUGGACGGAUCCGAGCCAAUCAGCUGAGCGAGGGAUCGGACACCAGCAUCCAGUCUUUACCUUCCACCACCUCCCCAACCCACUGCUCCCCCGGAGGUCAGACGCCCGACACCAUUGGACAAGAAUCAGACUCCAAUGUCUCUCCGUUCAACAAUCAGCUCAAACUUACUGAAGGUCUGCAGUCAGGCGACCACCAGGAUGGCGUCUCCAAUCCGACUGGCACCCAGUUUGACUUCAGUCCCUCAAAUAUGGAGCAGCGAGAAGAAGAUCAGGAGGUCUUCAGCAGGAUGGAGGUGCAGUGUUCAGUGAGUUCACCCGACAUCCAAAGCGAAGACGACCAGGCCGGAGAGGUGGAGUGUCAAGAGGAUCCUCUGAACUGGCAGCGGCUGGUCAGUCGAGAUGUUCUGGCCAAAUUAACGCCACAGGAAAUCAAACGGCAGGAGGUCAUCAACGAGCUGUUCUACACUGAGCGUGCUCACCUGCGCCGACUGAAGGUGAUCGACUGUGUUUUCUACCAGCGGCUGAACAGAGACGGCAUCCUUCCACCAGAAGACAUCAAGCACAUAUUCAUUAACCUGGAGGAGAUCAUUCAGCUGCAUGUUUCUGUAACAGAACAAAUGACAGCGAUCAGGAAGAGGAGCGAGACAUCGGUGAUCGGUCAAAUCGGAGAUGAUCUCUUGGCCUGGUUCAGCGGGGAGGAAGAGGAGAAGAUCAUAAGAGCUGUGGGAACUUUCUGCAGUAACCAGCCGUCUGCUCUGGAGCUCAUCAAGACCAGGAAGAAGAAGGACCAGAGGUUCAACCUGUUCAUGCAGGAAGCUGAGAGCAACCGUUUGUGUCGCAGGCUGCAGCUUAAAGACAUAAUUCCGGCAGAAAUCCAGAGAAUGACCAAGUAUCCACUUCUUCUGGACAACAUCGCUAAAUAUACAGAUGAUGCUGAGGAGAGAGAGAAGGUGAAGAAAACUGCAGAAUGUUGUAAAAAGAUCCUGAACCACAUCAACCAGGCGGUCAAAGAGGCUGAAAACAAACAGAGGCUGGAGGACUAUCAGCGAAGGUUGGAUCUGUCGUCUCUCAAACAGAGUGAAAACCCUCUGAUCCUGGAGCUGAAGAAUUUGGACCUAACCAAGAGAAAGAUGGUUCAUGAGGGGCCUCUCUCCUGGAAGGUCAACAAGGACAAGACAAUUGAGCUCUACACGAUCCUCCUGGAGGACAUCAUGGUUUUACUGCAGAAACAGGACGAGCGUCUGCUGCUCAAGUUUCAUGGUAAGAACAUGGUCAGCGUCACAGACACCAAGAACAUCUUCAGCCCCAUCAUCAAACUCAACACAGUGCUGGUUCGACCCGUCGCUACUGACAACAAGUCUUUUUUUGUUCUGUCCAUGUCGGAUAACGGAGCUCAGAUCUAUGAGCUGAUGGCUCAGACAGUGUCCGAUCAGAGAACUUGGCAGUGUCUGAUCACUCAGUGUGCCGAUGCCAUGAAGGCCAAACCUCACGACAACAGCGACACGCCUGCAGCUCCGUCUGAUGCUGAGCGGGACGCUAUAGAGAUCAUCAACAGUGAGAUGCCCAAACCGAGCAAAGAGCCAAAUGGGACGUCAGGUGGAAGCAUCCAUUCUUCAGACAUUCAAGCUCCAGCAGCGAGCCUCAACCCCUUCGACAGCUUGAAAUCAGAAGAUGAGGAAGAGGAGCUGGCUGCAACAGACAGACCGGGGGAAGAUGAGGAGGAUGAAGAGGUGGACGAGGCAGAGCUGGAAGCCUUCCUGGACGGGCAGCUGGCAGACAGACUCCUGCAGGAAGGAUCCCGUCAGGGCAUCGCCAUCGAAAAUGAAGAGCUCAAUGCAUUUGGCCUGCCCUCUAAAGCCGAAGAUGCUCUACGGACACUGUCGAUGCUGAAGCAGGCUCUCUUCAUCCAUAUGCUGAGCAGAGAAGCCGAGGAGGAGAAAGACGAGUCAGAGGAGAACAAGCAGAGUCAGCUGAGUGCCUGUUUGCCUGGAAGUCAGGAAGAACCCUCUGCUGCAUGUGACGAGAGCCGAGCAUCUGAGGGUUUGCAGAAAGACGACCUGCAGCUGCCAGACUCAGCUGAACGCAACAGUAAUGGUGGUUUCACAGUUCUGGAUUUUGGUGGAGGUUCUGAGGAGAGCAGCACAGAAGAUGACGUCGGAGGCGACGUGGGGAUCGACAUGAGGAAGCUCCUGUCCUCGUCCUCGCAGACGGGAAGCGGUGGACCUGACCUCAGCCGGCAGCUCAUGACCCACCUGCGCCUCCUACAGGCUGACCUGCAGUAUUUGAAGGACGUUGAGAUAAAAUACAACAAACUGCGACAAAUGCACAGUGAUGCAGCAGCUACUGACUCAGAUGACAACAACGAUGGGAUUCAGUGAUGACAGACUUCCUGCUCUCUCGGUUGUAUGAGCCAAGUUCCACAUUACUGCAUGAUCACCUUCUUCUGGCUCCAUCUUCGACUGUUUGACUCUCAGUAAUGGAAGCUUAAUGUCUGAUCUCAGGCUUGUAUCAGUGGAAGGUGAUCAGGACUGUUCCACUAUAAACUCCUUCAACCAGCAGGUGCAGAGGAAACAUAUCAUGGAAGAACUCAUGGACUUUUUGUUUUGCUAAGAUAAUACUCAACUGCUUAAAUUAUCUGAAACACUGGAUAUAUAAAACGGAAAAAAGGGCAAGUGGAGGUUUGAGGUCACACAGAUGUAAAGCAGGUAAGUGUUAAGACAUAACAGUACAAGAGGGAGACUGUCUUGUUCAGCACUUGAUGUAAAAAAGUCUAUAUAUGCCUAAAGAUGGAAUAGAAAUUAAAGUGCUGGAUAUAAACCCAAAAGGUUUCAGAGAUAAUCCACAAGAGACUGUAACAACCAACCUUGUAAUCCCCAAAUGUCAAGAAAAGCAAUGGUUUUUAGCAAUGUUUUGCAUAAAAACUGGAAGCAGGAGGACAGCUAGCCUGACUCUGUUUAAAGUGUCUAUCAAUAAUAUGCUCUAUUAUGUUGGUGUUUUGUCUAGGGCUUUGGUCUGGCCAGCUGACCAAUCAAGAGCAAAGUGGGCUUUUCAGGAGGAAGGCCUUAAAGAGACAGGAGCUAGAACAGAGCGUUUCAAACAAACUGUAAGAAGACAUACGUCAGUAAGAUCUGAUAUUCGAGAAAUAAUGUGUUAUCUUGAACUUUAAAGCAUGUAGACAUACUCUAGUGGAUCCCCAAAAUAGAAUUAAACACCUGUAAAUGUACACUAAAUGGACUCUUUAAACCAUCCACUAACAGAAAUGCAAAAAAAAAUAGAACAUUUGUGGUUCUAUGUGGAGUUAGGUGCAGCAGGUUGGACACAAUCAUGUCUAUGUAGGAAACGAAACCUGUGUUUAGUUCCAUACAACACAAAUUUUCUCUUCUCUGUUUCUGUUUUGUGUUAGGAAAUGAGUUGUUGAUUAUUAGUGGUCUUCAAAGGUGUUGACAGGCUAGCUGUUUCCCCCUCCUUUCUGUCUUUAUGCUAAGCUAUGCUUGCAGUUAAUGCACAGAUGUGAAAUUAUGCUGCAUCGACAUGAUAUCAGCAUAGCAGGAAGACCAAGUAAACUCUACUGACUCCGAUUUUGAACCAAUUAAAUAUUAAUUUAUUUUAAAUUACCAUUUUAUUGUUGUUAGUAUGUGUGGCAGGUUGUUAACGAGUGACACUAGAUACAAACAGCGUAAAGCUCCUUUUAGAGUGGCUUAAUUGAUCAUAUUAGUUCUAUUCCUGGUUUUUAUUCAGAGAUGACAGCUUUGCAGCCCUGAUGCCAGCAGUUUAGGCCUUCAGGAAUUUGUUAUUGGAGGUAAAUGUCUCCAACUGCCACAAUCUGAAUGACGUUGAUUAAUAUAAAACUCCUCUUCGUACACCAGCAAAGGAAGAAAAUAAGCAAAUUUUUCACUAAAUUGAACUUCUCCUUGAAGCACUUGGUCAAAACAGACAUUUUUCUGCUCAGGCUUUUGAGCUAAACACUGUCUCUUCAAGGACUGGUCACCAACUUUCUGCAGCCUUUUGACACCUCCAGCUGUCUUUCUCAUAGUGAAUAAAAAUAGCAUAUGAAUGCAGUAUUAACUGACUUAAAAGUUUCAGAUUUUGUACUUCCUAAAGCACUUGAAUGUAGUAUUAUAAAGCAAACAUAAAAAUGCUGUAAUGAGGAAAACUUAGGCUCAAAUCGGUGCAGGAAUCUGAUCUACGCUGUCUGCAGGUGACCAGUUUUCACCUAAAAUAUUCUGCUAAAUGUUAAAAAACCAUUGCGAAUGGAGGUAAAACUGAAUUAGUCUGACUCUGUGUAGCAACCGAACAGACACUGAAAAUACUUAAACAGUACCGUCGUAAUGAUAAACUCAUUUUACCAAAGCUCUCCGCAAGUAGAACAGCAAAAACAAAAGCUAUUAUUCUGAUAUUUAAUGUUUUCUUUGCAGCUACAGACACAACUUUUCAGAAUGUGUUUAAUCAGAAAUGUAUCUGUAUUUCAGACCUUAUCCUACUUGAUAGUGAGCACAAUAAUAUGUGUGACUGAUGAUUCUGAGUCUAGGACUUUUAGAUCCUCCACACCAGGGGUCGGCAACCCACGGCUCCGGAGCUGCAUGCGGCUCUUUUAUCCCUCUGUUGUGGCUCCCUGUAACUCUGGAAAAUAAAUAAUCAGCAGGCUAUUUAAUUAAAAUUCUUUGAUUUUAGUUUGUUAGUUUUUAAAAUUUAAUUCUAAAUUUGAAGAUUAUGGUGAUCUUGUGACAUCAAAAUAAAACGUCUUAAUUUUUUGUCCGUCAAAAUAUGCGUCCCAGCCGUCAAUCUCCGACCCUCGCCGGCCUGCGGGUAUUCAUUUGGAGUCCUGUUGAUCUUCAGAUCUGUGUUUUUCUGCAUUCAUUCAGCAGCGGUGGACCACCAUUCCUAAAUCCUAGCUGUCACUCCUUCAAAUUUCUUUCUUUUUCUUAUUGUUGCAAAUACACCACCGCCGCACGUCUCCGCCUUCACAGCAGAGUCCUGCAUUGUGUGAUAUGCACUCGUGAGUAAUAUGGUAAACUACGGAUAAUUGUCUUGGUUAAUAUCUACUCUUUGAUAUGUCAGGUUAAUACGACGUUACUCGCGAGAGCACAGCUCGAUGUCACGUCCAGCAUCCAGGCAGCAGGUCAGAGAGUCAGAGGAGUGUCGUCUUGGAAAAUAGGGCAGCGACUUACCGGAGAAAAGUUAUUAGCUUAAGAUAAAUAGAUUUUACAAGUUAAAUAGACAUUCGCAAAUUAUUGAUUUCCAGCUAACAUUACGUAACAUAUGAGGUCCAGGAGCAAAAAUGACAUUAACCAAGUAAGAUAAAUAUUAGUGGAAGGACACAAUUUAAAAAAUGAAUCUAUCUAAUUAGAGGCUUUGUAAUUAAUUAAUCACGACUGAUUAACAAGGGCAUAGAGGUAAAAAAGCGAUAUAUGCAGUGUUGUCUCCAUUUUAAAUGCCGAAAGGAUUUUGCGGCUCCCAGUGUUUUCUGUGAGAAACUGGUCGAAAUGGCUCUUUAAGUGUUAAAGGUUGCCGACCCCUGCUCCACACGAAUCGAAUCACGUUUAAUUUUCAGAGCCACAAAAAAAUCGCUCAUCAGAUGCCUGCACUUCACUUUCAUGGUUGGACUGCAAAGACUCGUAUUCACUGGCCGCAGGACUGCACACAUGACACUGUGGCUCUGAUUUCUUUUGAAUUUUAACAACAGUGUAGAUGAGAAGGAUUAUUAUGGACUGUUUUUAAAGUAAUGAGUAAUAAGACAUAAUGUACAAUGACUUCAUAUCAAAAGUUUGUGGUUCUACUUGCCCUGUUGCUUUUCACACCAUGCAAUCAUGUAAUGUUUUAACACAAACUACUUAAAAAGAGGAUAAAGUAUCCAGCAGUAUUAAUCUGUUCUGUAAAUGUUAUAUUUUUUUGCAUUGUUAUUAACCCUGUUAACGUGUUUGCUCACAAAUGUGGCUCCUUUUUCUUGAAAAAUGAAAGAAAAUAUUGACAAAAGUGUCAUUUUGUUUCAGUUGCUCCUGGGUGGGGGGAGUUGGGCUCGAUGGUAUUUGCCUUUUCCUCAAAUAGUAUUUAAUGAAUAAUCCAAAUUGAACAGUUAGCUUCCUUUGUGAGCUGUUUGCACGUUCUGAAAAUUCUGUUUCCUUAAAAAAAACACGUUAGAAAGUCUUCAUAAAAUUAAUUUAUAAAAGCCUUGAACGUU
Molecule: messenger RNA, 8508 nt
Organism: Acanthochromis polyacanthus (spiny chromis)
Lineage: Eukaryota; Metazoa; Chordata; Actinopteri; Pomacentridae
Gene: arhgef12b
Product: Rho guanine nucleotide exchange factor (GEF) 12b
Exons: 36
Coding region: 602-4708 (1368 amino acids)
Biological process (GO): G protein-coupled receptor signaling pathway; intracellular signal transduction
Cellular component (GO): cytoplasm
Molecular function (GO): guanyl-nucleotide exchange factor activity; G protein-coupled receptor binding
Source: RefSeq, a predicted model, not a curated record